This is a messenger RNA of Galeopterus variegatus (Sunda flying lemur), 2010 nucleotides long. It is a transcript of the gene PPP5C, whose product is annotated as protein phosphatase 5, catalytic subunit. The transcript has 12 exons. Gene Ontology annotation, molecular function: protein binding; protein serine/threonine phosphatase activity. Gene Ontology annotation, cellular component: cytosol; nucleus. Lineage: Eukaryota; Metazoa; Chordata; Mammalia; Dermoptera; Cynocephalidae. The coding region runs from base 34 to 1512 and encodes 492 amino acids. The record is from RefSeq and is a predicted model, not a curated record.
CCGCCGUUGCCAGGGUGGGGGGCGCUUUGCGGCAUGGCGAUGGCUGAGGGCGAGCGGACUGAAUGUGCUGAGUCCCCCCGGGACGAGCCCCCGGCUGAUGGCUCUCUGAAGCGGGCAGAGGAGCUCAAGACGCAGGCCAACGACUACUUCAAAGCGAAGGACUACGAGAACGCAAUCAAGUUCUACAGCCAGGCCAUCGAGCUGAACCCCAGCAAUGCCAUCUACUAUGGCAAUCGCAGCCUGGCCUACCUGCGCACCGAGUGCUAUGGCUAUGCCCUGGGUGAUGCCACGCGGGCCAUCGAGAUUGACAAGAAGUACAUCAAGGGCUAUUACCGCCGGGCCGCCAGCAACAUGGCACUGGGCAAGUUCCGGGCUGCCCUACGUGACUAUGAGACGGUGGUGAAGGUGAAGCCCCAUGACAAGGAUGCCAAAAUGAAAUACCAGGAGUGCAACAAGAUCGUGAAGCAGAAAGCCUUUGAGCGGGCAAUUGCAGGCGAUGAGCACAAGCGCUCUGUCGUGGACUCACUGGACAUCGAGAGCAUGACCAUCGAGGAUGAAUACAGCGGGCCCAAGCUUGAGGACGGCAAAGUGACAGUCACUUUCAUGAAGGAGCUCAUGCAGUGGUACAAGGAACAGAAGAAACUGCACCGGAAGUGCGCCUACCAGAUUCUGGUACAGGUCAAAGAGGUCCUCUCCAAGCUUAGCACACUCGUGGAGACCACACUUAAGGAGGUGCGCACUAUGGGGCAGCGGUGGGGAACAGUCCAUCCCCCAUCCCCCACCCCUGCUGCGUUUUCCUUAGCAGGGCAGAUAUUUAAUGGUGACUUUGUGGACCGUGGCUCCUUCUCUGUAGAAGUGAUCCUCACCCUUUUCGGCUUUAAGCUCCUGUACCCGGAUCACUUUCACCUACUUCGAGGCAACCACGAGACAGACAACAUGAACCAGAUCUAUGGAUUUGAGGGCGAGGUGAAGGCCAAGUACACAGCCCAGAUGUACGAGCUCUUCAGCGAAGUGUUUGAGUGGCUCCCGUUGGCCCAGUGCAUCAAUGGCAAAGUGCUGAUCAUGCAUGGGGGCCUGUUUAGUGAAGACGGCGUCACCCUGGAUGAUAUCCGGAAGAUUGAACGGAACCGGCAACCCGCUGAUUCAGGUCCCAUGUGUGACCUCCUCUGGUCAGAUCCGCAGCCUCAGAACGGACGCUCAGUCAGCAAACGGGGAGUGAGCUGCCAGUUUGGGCCCGAUGUCACCAAGGCCUUCCUGGAGGAGAACCACCUGGACUACAUCAUCCGUAGCCACGAGGUCAAGGCUGAGGGCUAUGAGGUGGCACACAGUGGCCGCUGCGUCACCGUCUUUUCCGCCCCCAACUACUGCGAUCAGAUGGGGAACAAAGCCGCCUACAUCCACCUUCGGGGCUCCGACCUGCGGCCCCAGUUCCACCAGUUCACAGCAGUGCCUCACCCCAACGUCAAGCCCAUGGCCUAUGCCAACACGCUGCUGCAGCUGGGAAUGAUGUGAGGCAACGGCGGCCUGUGUCUUGGGGCCCCUCCACCCCCACCCGACCCCAGGCCCAGGCUGGGGGCAGAGCAGGCCCCGCCCCAGGGCAACGUUGGACCCCCUUUUACUUUGUAAAGUUUGUAUUUAUUCCCCUUUAGGUUCGCAGAGGGGGUGGGGGCAGAGUCAGGGGCCGGCCAGAGGGUCCACUUCCUGGAUAAAGAGGAAGGAGCUGGCGAAGCUGGGGUUGGGGGCACAGCCCGGGCAUUCUGGAGGGAGGCCAGCCUCGGGGCAGGAUGGGGCCAAGCGGCACCCUGCUCCCCUCGAUGUGUGGUUCCUCCCCCACUAAAGCAAUAGGGCCCUGCCAUAGGAAGACCCCCAGAGAGAGGGUCAUCAGGGAGGCCUCGCCUGCAUCCCCCUCCUGGUAGCCCCAGGGUGGGGCUAGGCUGGGGCCCACCCCCUUCCCCAGCUAUUUUAUGUCUGUAAUUAAAUAUGUUAAAAUAAAGUCAUUAUUGUAUGUCA